Venustampulla echinocandica is the source of this 696-nucleotide messenger RNA. Its product is annotated as Riboflavin synthase alpha chain. Gene Ontology annotation, biological process: riboflavin biosynthetic process. The coding region runs from base 1 to 696 and encodes 231 amino acids. The transcript is spliced from 2 exons. Gene Ontology annotation, molecular function: riboflavin synthase activity. Lineage: Eukaryota; Fungi; Ascomycota; Leotiomycetes; Helotiales; Pleuroascaceae. The record is from RefSeq and is a predicted model, not a curated record.
AUGUUUACAGGAAUAGUUGAGAUAAUAGGAGUUGUCUCCCAGCUCAAUCAUCAAUCCGAAGAUGGCGGCACAACGCUCACGAUCUCCAAUGCCUCCGAAAUACUGUCCGACUGCCAUCUCGGUGAUAGCAUCAGCGUAAACGGCACCUGCUUAACCGUGACAUUCUUCGAUGAAUCCUCAUUCAAAGUAGGCGUUGCGCCCGAAACCUUGAGGCGGACGAACCUCGGCUCUCUCAAAGAGAAUAGCAAGGUCAACUUAGAGCGUGCCGUGUCUGCGACUACGCGGAUGGGCGGGCACUUUGUGCAAGGCCAUGUCGAUACCGUUGCUACGAUAUUAAAGAAGGAGCCUGAUGGAAAUGCCUUGACAUUCCGAUUCCAACCUCGGGAUAAGGCUGUGCUCAGAUAUGUGGUCGAGAAGGGUUAUGUGACACUUGAUGGGGCGAGCUUGACUGUGACGCAAGUCGAUGAUGAGGAAGGAUGGUGGGAGGUCAUGUUGAUUUCCUACACGCAGGAGAAGGUGGUUACGGCAAGCAAAAGCCCAGGUGAUGAGGUCAAUGUCGAAGUCGAUCAAAUUGGGAAAUAUGUCGAGAAGGCUGUUGAGGGCUAUUUCUCGAAGGGGAGCAGCGGAGAACCAGCCAUUUUGCAGAAAAUGGUGGAGAGGAUUGUUGAUGCACGGUUAUUACAAGCAAAGCAAUGA